CGAGAAGAAGCCGCGCGCUGAGAAGGAGGGUUUCAGCGAGAUACACUUACCUGAGUGCGGUUUAUAAUUAACGCUCACAAUUAUUCAUUAAAAACCUUUCUUUACAUCGCCAUGGACUGUCGGAAAGAGGGCUGCGCUCAGCCACAAGACGAGGACAUCAUGGAUAUCCCACUGGACGACCCUGCCGCUAACAAGGCUGCCACUAAGAUCCAGGCUGGCUUCCGGGGUCACAUGACUAGGAAGAAGAUGAAGGAUGACAAACCACGAGAAGAGAAACAAAGGGAUAAGAAGUAGCGUGAGACGACAUCCACUGCCGCCCUGACAGUUUUCCACACAUCACUGCAAUAACCAGAGGUUGAAGAGAAACUUUCAGUGUAUAAUAUAUACAAGUGUAAACUUAGAAACUAAGCCUGGAUCAGUGACCUUUCACUCCUCCUCCGCUCCUGAUAGAGUUUGGACAGUAGUCUGUGGCGCACGAUAGCCCCUCAGCAUGUUAUAUAGCUUCUGUGGAAAGUUUCAAUUGAAUUUUUUUGUUCAUAUCGCUUUCAGUGAUUAACGUUUUUGGUUUAAAUACUCUGUCGCUUCUAAUAAUACAAGCAAAAACGUAUACUGAUUUUAUUUAUUUAUUUAUUUAUUUAUUUAUUGCUCACACCCGCCUGUACUCUUUCAGUAGAAGUAUGCAUUUAUUACAUCGCCUUUUCUAGUGUGGUUUUGUUUUUGCCUGUUUAAUAAAGCAAAAAAAAAAAAAAUUUAAAAAAUGGCUCAGAUUCAGUGCUGUCAAGGUGUUCAUUGUACAAAAUUCCCUUAAACCAUUAUGAAAUGUAUUUUUUAUUUGUUCCACAUUAAUGUUUUUCACACUUUUGAAAACUUCAAUCAAAACCAAAACACAAGUUGU
Messenger RNA from Ictalurus furcatus (blue catfish), 895 nucleotides. RefSeq names its product neurogranin (protein kinase C substrate, RC3) a (gene nrgna). Gene Ontology annotation, biological process: regulation of growth. NCBI's taxonomy places the organism in Eukaryota, Metazoa, Chordata, Actinopteri, Siluriformes, Ictaluridae. The record is from RefSeq and is a predicted model, not a curated record. Bases 112 to 294 code for a protein of 60 amino acids. The transcript is spliced from 3 exons. Gene Ontology annotation, molecular function: calmodulin binding.